CUUCUCCUCCUUCAAGGAGAAGCUCUCCUCUGCUCUCUUCUUCUUCUUCUUCUUCUUCUUCUUCUUCUUUUCUUCUCCUUUCCCUCUUUCUUUUUUCUCCAAAACAGACAUCCAUGGAUACUGCUAAAGAUCAUGAGGUAGUCUCACCCACAUUCCCAACUGCAGAAAAGAAGAGAACCCACCAAGAAUGUGAGGAUGGUCAUGAACCUCACCAGUCCUCCAAUGGCUUACUCCAAAGCAGAAGACAUUCCAAGCCCAUUAACAAAAGGCUCCUCAGGAAGCAAAGGAGCACAAGGGAAAAGCUUCAGAAGAGCAAUGCUUGUGGAGAUCAGGGUGAUGAGGAGAAGGUUGGGAUAGAGAAGAGGAUCAUGUUGUUGAAGAGUAUCAUCCCUGGUGGUCAGUCACUUGGGAUCGACAAGCUUUUUGAAGAAACAGCUCUCUAUAUAUUAUCUCUGCAAGGUCAAGUGAAGGCCAUGAAGAUUCUUACCAGCUUCUUUGAGACCCUUGAGAAGGAGAAGUCCAUGUCCAAGUUUGGAGGUUAAUAAUCAGUUCUUCAUUACUCUGUAAACCCAAUUGCUUCCCUUUCUCUCUCUCUUUUAUUUUAUUUUAUUUUAUUUCUAUUUUUUUUUUUUUUUUCAAAUUUUCUCUCCUCAACUUUCUUGGGAAGCUGGCUGGUAAAUGUUCUCUUAUAUGCUAUUGUAGGCUUCUAGGAAGUCUAAUUCAUGUAUAUGAAUAUUAUGGAGAGAUACCACCAUAGUUUUUUUU
This is a messenger RNA of Macadamia integrifolia, 765 nucleotides long. RefSeq names its product transcription factor PAR1-like. Bases 114 to 542 code for a protein of 142 amino acids. Lineage: Eukaryota; Viridiplantae; Streptophyta; Magnoliopsida; Proteales; Proteaceae. The transcript has a single exon. Gene Ontology annotation, biological process: regulation of DNA-templated transcription. The record is from RefSeq and is a predicted model, not a curated record.